Letharia columbiana is the source of this 2976-nucleotide messenger RNA. RefSeq lists its product as uncharacterized. The record is from RefSeq and is a predicted model, not a curated record. Bases 1 to 2976 code for a protein of 991 amino acids. The transcript has a single exon. Lineage: Eukaryota; Fungi; Ascomycota; Lecanoromycetes; Lecanorales; Parmeliaceae. Gene Ontology annotation, molecular function: ATP binding; RNA binding. Gene Ontology annotation, cellular component: catalytic step 2 spliceosome; intracellular anatomical structure.
AUGCUUGAAGUCCCUCUCACCUCUCAGGACAUGGCUUCUCAGACACCCUCUCGAAGUCCUCCUCGACGGGAAGGUCACAAUGACCGGCGAGACAGAAAACCAGCAUCCAGAAAAUUGCGGCAAAAAGGCAACGAUGACUUCGAGGACCGCUGGGGCGACGAGGAGUUUGUGGAAGAAGAGGAGUUCGAAGAGUCACCCCCAAAGAGAGUCCGCCUUGGUGAUGGGGUCGCAGCUCCUGCUCAACCGCCAGAGGAGGAACUUGACGAGGAGACACGAAGGGAGAGGGAAAUGGAAAGAGACCAGCUGGAGAAGGACGAAUUUGCCAGGCGGCUGAAUCUCAAGGACGCUGAGAAGACGAAGAAGCUUGUUGAGGAUCGAUCAUCUACGAGGGAAGGCAAGGAGGUGGCUAAGCGGCGAGCGCUGGCUGAAGAUGCAGCAGCGAGACAGGCGGCAAUGCCAGACCUGAGGGAGAGGUCUAGGCAAGAAUAUCUCAAAAAACGAGAAACGGAGAGACUGGCCUUGCUACGCAAACAAAUUGCCGAAGAGACGACAGAACUCCGAAGCAACCCGGACUUGACAAGGAGGGAAAAGGAUGAAUUCGCGAAGAACAGGGAGGUUCUUCGUAUCGCGGAGGAGAGGCUACGGAUCGAUGACCACAGGGACGGAUACACAAUGCCCGAGGACUACAUCACGGAGAAAGGCAAGAUUGACAGGAAGAAGAAAGAGGAAGCCCUCUACAAGCGUUAUGUGGACAAGGACGAGCACGGCCAGGAGAGAUAUGUUACAGAGCAGGAGGAGUGGGAAAAGGAACAGACGGCGAAGGCGAAGGCCCAGAUCUCUCAAAGCGAAAGGGUAGAUGAGGGGGACUAUGAUUAUGUAUUCGAUGAUGCCCAGAAGAUCAACUUUGUCAUGGACACCAGGCUGGACAGUGACGCGAAGCCCCUGACAAAAGAGCAAAGAGCGCUGCAGGAACAAUUGAAAGCUGCUGAGGCGAAGGCUUUCUCGAUCGAAGACACACGAAAGAGUCUGCCCAUCUACACUUUUAGAGACGACCUCCUCAAGGCCAUCGGAGAAUAUCAGGUCCUCAUCAUCGUCGGAGAAACAGGCAGCGGAAAGACGACUCAGAUACCUCAAUACCUCCACGAAGCUGGAUACACAAAAGAUGGUCUCAAAGUUGGAUGCACUCAGCCUAGGCGAGUGGCUGCUAUGAGUGUUGCAGCGCGUGUUGCGGAGGAGAUGGGAGUCAAGGUUGGAAACGAGGUGGGCUACUCGAUACGCUUUGAGGACGCCACGUCCGAUAAGACGAUUCUGAAAUACAUGACAGAUGGUAUGCUACUGAGGGAGUUCUUGACUGAGCCAGAUCUGGGAGCAUACUCGGCGUUAAUGAUUGACGAAGCCCACGAAAGGACGCUGCACACGGAUAUUCUCUUCGGGCUCGUCAAAGACAUUGCAAGAUUCAGGCCAGAGCUGAAGCUUCUGAUAUCUUCGGCGACCAUGGACGCCCAGAAGUUCGCCAAAUACUUCGACGACGCCCCGAUUUUCAACAUACCUGGGCGAAGAUACCCCGUCGACAUCCACUACACUCCGCAACCAGAAGCCAACUACCUCGCUGCCGCCGUCACUACCAUCUUCCAAAUCCACAUCACACAGCCAAGAGGAGACAUUCUGGUGUUCUUGACGGGUCAAGAAGAGAUCGAGGCAGCCGAGUUAAAUCUACAGGAGACUGCGAGGAAGCUGGGGUCCAAAGUACCUGAGAUGAUCAUAUGUCCAAUCUACGCUAAUCUUCCUUCUGAACUACAAAGCAAGAUCUUUGAGCCGACACCUCCGAAAGCUAGAAAGGUCGUCCUAGCCACCAACAUUGCUGAAACUAGUCUCACAAUCGACGGUAUUGUCUACGUGAUAGAUCCAGGCUUCGUGAAGGAGAACGUCUAUAAUGCGAGAACUGGCAUGGAAUCACUGGUAGUCACUCCCUGCUCACGGGCUUCCGCAAACCAAAGAUCUGGUAGAGCUGGGCGAGUUGCUCCCGGGAAAUGCUUUCGCCUGUAUACCAAGUUCGCUUUCCACAACGAGCUCGACGAUUCGACUAUGCCUGAGAUUCAACGGACGAACCUCAACAGCGUGGUGCUUUUGCUGAAGUCUCUUGGCAUCAACGACCUCAUGGAGUUCGACUUCAUGGAUGCUCCACCUGCUGAAACUCUCAUCCGCGCCCUCGAAAAUCUCUACGCCCUCGGCGCUCUGAACGACAAGGGUGCCUUGACCAAGCUUGGGCGUCAGAUGGCAGAGUUCCCAACAGACCCCAUGCUAGCCCGCUCCAUCCUCGCCGCCGACAAGCAGGGUUGCGUUGAAGAAGUGCUCUCCAUCAUCGCCAUGCUCGGCGAAUCCGCGUCCCUCUUCUACCGCCCCAAAGAUAAGAAGAUACUGGCCGACAGUGCCCGCGCACGCUUCACUAUCAAGGAAGGUGGUGAUCACUUCUCCCUACUCAACAUCUGGAACCAAUGGGUCGAUAGCGACUUCAGCUAUGUCUGGGCGCGCGAGAACUUCCUCCAGCAACGGAGCCUUACCCGCGCUCGAGACGUUCGAGAUCAACUUGCCAAGCUCUGCGACAGAGUGGAAGUCACCAUCACCUCCGUCGGCGCUCAGGAUCUCGUGCCCGUCCAGAAAUCUCUCACGGCCGGGUUCUUCCCCAACGCAGCGCGCUUGCAGAAAGGUGGAGACAGCUACCGCACCGUGAAGAAUAGCAUGACGACGUACCUCCAUCCUAGCAGCACCCUGUUCGAGGUGAAUCCGAAAUGGAUCAUCUUCUACGAGCUCGUGCUCACGUCGAGGGAGUACAUGCGAGGCAACCUUCCGAUACAGGCAGAGUGGUUGGCAGACGCGGCACCGCAUUAUCAUAAGAAGAAAGAUCUGGACGCGUUGGGGACGGAUAGGAAGAUGCCAAAGGGGCAGGGGUCCGCGGGCGCGAAAAGUAAGAUAUAA